Messenger RNA from Aspergillus mulundensis, 2190 nucleotides. RefSeq names its product putative AAA family ATPase/60S ribosome export protein Rix7. NCBI's taxonomy places the organism in Eukaryota, Fungi, Ascomycota, Eurotiomycetes, Eurotiales, Aspergillaceae. The transcript has 3 exons. Bases 1 to 2190 code for a protein of 729 amino acids. Gene Ontology annotation, cellular component: nucleus. The record is from RefSeq and is a predicted model, not a curated record. Gene Ontology annotation, biological process: ribosome biogenesis. Gene Ontology annotation, molecular function: preribosome binding; ATP hydrolysis activity; RNA binding.
AUGCGUCGCGGAGGCAGACCAUCUUUAAGGCAGGGCCUUGAUAAAGAGGUCUACCAAGUGGUUCGCAAAAUCGUUGACGAUCAGGCCGAAAAUGGUCAGUUUCGUCUAUCGGCCACAACUAUCUACGACUCCAUCAAGCGAUCCAACUCGAGUCUUAACCGGAAGCCGAAGAGAAUACUCGAAGACAGCAUUGAGCGGGUGGUGGAAGUCAUCAAAACUGACGUACUAGGAGAUGAUGAGAAUGAUUCGGUAGAUGGCGACUUCACAGGGCUGGAGGAACAGCCCGUACAAGAGUCAAAUAGCAUGAACAAGACCCUUGUAAGUGCCUGGAAUAUUGCCUCAAAGGCACCGAAACCCGAGAACAAUACAGAAAACGGUACACCUGCGCCAACUACAACAAAAAAGCGGCACCGUGAAGGCGAGUCACAUACCUCCAAGCGCCGCAAGGCAGACAGCGCUAUCGACCGAUCUCCGCCGACUCACGUGAGCCUUGCGGAUUUGGGUGGAUUGGACGAUGUCAUUCAACAGCUCGGAGAUCUUGUCAUUCUCCCAAUGACCCGUCCACAAGUUUAUCUAGCAUCGAACGUACAGCCUCCUCGCGGUGUAUUGUUACAUGGUCCGCCAGGAUGCGGAAAGACCAUGAUUGCCAAUGCGUUCGCUGCAGAACUAGGGGUGCCAUUCAUAUCCAUUUCCGCGCCGUCAAUCGUUUCGGGCAUGUCAGGAGAGUCCGAAAAGGCCCUCCGUGAGCAUUUCGAAGAGGCUAAAAGGAUUGCCCCCUGCCUCAUUUUCAUCGAUGAGAUUGACGCUAUCACACCAAAACGGGAGAAUUCUCAAAGAGAAAUGGAGAAGAGAAUCGUCGCUCAGCUUCUCACUUGUAUGGAUGACCUUGCUCUAGAGAAGACGGAUGGAAAGCCAGUCAUUGUCUUGGCAGCCACGAACCGGCCCGAUAGCUUAGACGCGGCAUUGCGUCGAGGAGGCAGAUUCGACAAGGAAAUUAACAUGACUGUUCCUUCCGAGCCUGUUCGCGAGCAAAUUCUCCGUGCGCUAACGCGCAAGAUGCGUCUCGUGGACGACUUAGACUUCCAAACUCUAGCAAAGAGGACCCCCGGUUUUGUUGGUGCCGAUUUGAACGACCUAGUUUCCACCGCUGGCUCCACGGCAAUUAAAAGAUACCUUGAGCUCCUGAAGUCAAACAGCGGCGAAGAAAUGGACAUUGAGGGAGAGGAUGACCUUAGCCCUAGAGUCAAAGAGCUUCGGAGGCUCAUCACCCACGCGAAGGAGACCCCAAUCGGCAGCGAAGCAGAGGUGGUCCUUGUAUCAAAUAACGACUUUCUCGUUGCCCUCCCCAAAAUACAGCCGUCCUCCAAGCGUGAGGGCUUCGCAACCAUUCCCGACACAACCUGGGCAGAUAUCGGUGCCCUAGGCGAAAUUCGUGACGAACUUGCCACCGCAAUCGUGGAUCCGAUCAAGAACCCCGGACUUUACGCUAGCGUCGGCAUCACAGCUCCGACUGGUGUCUUACUUUGGGGACCUCCGGGCUGCGGUAAGACGCUCCUUGCAAAGGCCGUGGCCAACGAGUCCCGAGCAAACUUCAUCAGUGUCAAAGGACCUGAACUCCUUAACAAAUACGUCGGUGAAUCAGAGCGUGCCGUUCGUCAGGUCUUUGUCCGCGCUCGUUCUUCUGUUCCCUGUGUCAUCUUCUUCGAUGAACUUGACGCCCUUGUACCCCGCCGGGACGACACUCUCUCUGAGGCGUCUGCCCGCGUUGUCAACACCCUUCUUACUGAGUUAGAUGGCCUGGGCAGCAGCCGCCAGGGCAUAUAUGUCAUCGCAGCUACCAACCGGCCUGAUAUUAUCGACCCCGCGAUGCUUCGACCCGGCCGUCUGGAAACUCUUCUCUUUGUGAACUUACCAUCACCCCUGGAGCGUGCUGAGAUCUUGCAGACCCUCGUACGAAAGCUGCCCAUUGAAUAUAAUGAAGACUUGAGGCGCCUAGCGGAGGAGUGCGAAGGGUUUAGUGGUGCAGACCUUACCAGUCUGGUGCGGCGCGCUGGAUACAAUGCCAUCAAGCGUCGGGAUGCAAUCAUAUACGAUGACUUUAAAGCUGCUAAGUCAUUUAUCCGGCCUAGCGUGACGGAUUUAAAGAAGUAUGAGAAGUUGAGGAGGGAUUGGAGUGGUGGCGUGGUUUAA